Kogia breviceps (pygmy sperm whale) is the source of this 738-nucleotide messenger RNA. NCBI's taxonomy places the organism in Eukaryota, Metazoa, Chordata, Mammalia, Artiodactyla, Physeteridae. The record is from RefSeq and is a predicted model, not a curated record.
AUGGCGCGUCCGCGGCCCCGCGAGUACAAGGCGGGAGAUCUGGUCUUCACCAAGGUGAAGGGCUACCCGCAGUGGCCGGCCCGGAUUGAGGAACUCCCGGAGGGAGAUGUGAAGCCUCCAGCAACUAAGUAUCCUAUCUUCUUUUUUGGCACCCAUGAAACUGCAUUUCUAGGUCCCAAAGACCGUUUCCCUUAUAAGGAAUACAAAGACAAGUUUGGGAAGUCAAACAAACGGAAAGGAUUUAAUGAAGGAUUGUGGGAGAUAGAAAACAACCCAGGAGUAAAGUUUACUGGGUACCAGGCCAUUCAGCAACAGAGCUCUUCAGAAACCGAGGGAGAAGGCGGCAAUACUGCAGAGGCAAGCAGUGAGGAAGAAAGUGAUAAAGUGGAAGAAGAUGGAAAAGGCAAAAGAAAAAAUGAAAAAGCAGACUCGAAACGGAAGAAGUCAUAAACUUCAAAGAAAUCCUCUAGACAGUCCCGGUAAUCUCCAGGAGAUGAAGAUGACAAGGACUGCAAAGAAGAAAAUAAAAGCAGCUCUGAGGGUGGAGAUGCCGGCAAUGACACAAGAAACACAACUUGAGACUUGCAAAAAAACCAGUGAAGGGACCUAACUACCUUAAUGAAUGCUGCAUAUUAAGAAAACCCCAAGAAGGUUAUACGUUUGGUUGUCUAAUAUUCUUGGAUUUGAUAUGAACCAACACAUAAUCCUUGUUGUCAUUGACAGAACCCCAGUUUGUAU